UUGUUGUGGUAACAGUCCAGUCUCAGAGGAUGAGCAGAGAUGAUGCACUUACUUUGAGCGGAUAGACGGCGAGAUUGGAUUGUGAUUUAUCUUGGUAUUUUUUUAAUCCAAACAAUGAAUCGUUUAGUAUAAAAAAACAAAAGCUGCUGCACCGUACGGAGCCAUCCUCCAGCCAAGCGGGGAACGGAGUUCAUUCAGCCGAGGCGAGCAGAGCGCAGCCUGAUGAGACGAUGCCAGCGACGUAAAAAUCAUAACAUCUGUAGGGUGUGCGUCCGAGGCUGCUGGAUUAAGCCCCCGUGGAUCGACGGGGCUUUUGUGCAUACAGUCCAGAAAGGCCCACGGCGCGGUUGUUGCCUUCAAAAUACUGCAAAAAGAAGUAAAACAAGGACAGUUAUAUUCUUGGAGGCCUUCGGAGAACACAGCCUGCUGUUGAGAGGAUGACAGAUUGACAUUAACGGGUGCAUUUUCAUAGGCUCCACGACCUCAUUAAGACAUUAUCCACGGAGAACAAUCACCGGGUUCAGCACAAACACAGGCCUGAAGUCACAGCGCCUUGAAGAAAGCCAUCUAACUAAACAUAUCACAUGUUUCUGCUAUGAUUUGGCCCUCGGUGCCGUCGUGAUUGCACACAUGACAUCUGGAACACACUGGAUGCAGAUGAAGACGAGGAUGUGAUGCCUCUGUGUUGAGCAUUGAAGCACCCAGUUACAGCUCAGCGCUUGUAAUAGAUUCUCAGGUACUCUGUGGCUAUAGGUUCUUGACAGAAAAUGGGCAGCGAAGGUGAGAUCAUAAACAGAGAACUGUCAAAGAUGUCUGACGAGGAUUUGCUGGCGUGCUCCAAAGAGGAGCUGGUGAGCCGGCUGCGUAAAGAGGAGUCGGAUAAAAUAUCAGCUCUCAUCCAGCGAGGACGGCUGAUAAAAGAGGUAAAUAAACAGCUACAGGGACACCUCCUUGAAAUCAGGGAACUGAAAGUCAUCAAUCAGCGCCUGCAGGAGGAAAACGUGGAGCUGCGGGACCUGUGCUGCUUCCUGGACGACGACCGGCUCAAAGUGAAGAAGCUGGCCAGGGAAUGGCAGCUGUUCGGGCACCACGCAGCCAAAGUGAUGCGGGAGGACCUGGGCGGUUACUUGAAAAAGCUCGCAGACCUGGAGCGCAUGCAGGACGGGCUGGUGAAGGAGAAUUUGGACCUGAAAGAGCUGUGCCUGGUCCUGGAGGAGGAGUGUGUCAGCAGGAGUGACUCCAGCCCCGGAGGGUCCACCGAGCUCAACCUGCCCUGCAUGGUGGCCCGGGACCUGGGGGACGGAAGCUCGAGCACGGGCAGCGUGGGAAGCCCAGACCAGCUUCACCUGGUGUGCUCACCUGAUGACUGAUGAUAGGUCUCUGCCAGCAGCCAGGGCUUCUCCGACUCAAUUAAGGAACCUGUAGAGUUGACUGAUGUGAUGGAGACACAGAGACUUUGUCAGACAAUACAAAUUAAAUUGGUGCAAAAGAAUUAGGGCCUUCUGAAUGCUGCAAAGAUUAGUGUGCAACUACGUUUUGACUUGACAGAGAUUCUACCACUAUAGACAUUUUCGGGACAUUUAAUAGAUGUUUGCCAGAUGAUAAUGUAUCUAAAUUUUACAGUGUUUUUUCUAAAGACUUCUGUUUUUGGGAAAUUCUCCUUUUUCAGUGGUCUGUUGAUAAAAAAAAAAAUGGGACCAAAAAGUGGGUCACAUAUAUAAAUUUAUCUCAUGCACUGGACUAGCCUACACUGGUAGAAGCCUUUUUUCUAUUGCACUGGACAGCGUUAUCAUGGAUCUUUAAAUCACAGAUCUAAAGAUUCAUUUCAAUCCAGUUUUGAGCCAUAUUUAGUCCACUGAAUUCCAAUAGCACUGAAAUAGAUGAGUUGUGAUAAAAGAAAAUUAUGAAACUAUUUGAUAUUUGCUAGAUGCCCAAUAACGUGUAAUAUUUUAUGCACUCUCUUCCUCAGGACAGGAUUGGAGUGCCAUAUGUGCAUGAUGAUUGUCACUAUUUGUACAGGCCUGUUAACCAGUCUGAUGUGAAGGCCCUUCAGGUUUACUGUGGGUGGGGCUGCUGCUGUGCAUACUGUGCAUGUGCUAGAGCCUUGGCAGAGCCAGCACACUUGUUAAGAUUUUGGAUCAGACGUCAUAGAUGUCCUUGGACCUCACUCAGAGCUGAUCUGAACUGAAGUUCUGUCACUUUUAUAAAUCCAACUGGAAACUCUUUGUACCAAACUGGAAGGUCUACGAGUUUGAGCGAUUUCUAUUCGAUUCAAACCUAGCUGUUUAAAUUCACUUGUAUUACUUUUUCUUUUUUAUUACACUGUUGUUGGUGAUGUUCAAUUAGCAUAUCACAGAGUUUGUUUAAGUUGGCCAUGGUCAGCUUCGUCUUCUGUAACUCAUGCUUUGUAUUUACCCUGUAACAUUAGGGAUAAUCUUAACUUUGACCCUUCUUUAUCUUGAUUUAUCUGUAUUAACUAGCGUUACUAACCGAUUUCAGUUUAAAUCAUAGAUAAUGCACAUGGAUUAGGGAAGAUUUAUUUUGUCGUUAGGUGUUUGUUGGUGGGCUAUGCUCGUAGUGCAUUGAAGAGCUUUAAAUACAGUGGGU
This is a messenger RNA of Chelmon rostratus (copperband butterflyfish), 2607 nucleotides long. It is a transcript of the gene ccdc85b, whose product is annotated as coiled-coil domain containing 85B. Lineage: Eukaryota; Metazoa; Chordata; Actinopteri; Chaetodontiformes; Chaetodontidae. Gene Ontology annotation, biological process: negative regulation of DNA-templated transcription. The record is from RefSeq and is a predicted model, not a curated record. Bases 768 to 1370 code for a protein of 200 amino acids. The transcript has a single exon. Gene Ontology annotation, cellular component: nucleus.